AGUAAACAGUUGAUUUUUCCAAUUCCCAUGGUUUGGGUUUCUUUCAUUUCAUUGUUUUGUUGUGCCAUCUUUUUCUUCUUUUAGUCAUCACUUUUAGUUGUACUUUUUCUCUUUCUUCUUUCUAUCCUAAUACAAGUUCCAUUUUGAGGCAUGUUCCAAGUUAAACAAGAUCCUUCAAUCAAGCUUUUUGGAAGUGAUAUUCAAAUUCAUAUUCCCACCACAACAGAUUCACAGUACUCUCUCUCUCAGAUUCACUCUCUUCCACAACAACAACCCUUCAUCAUCAUGAAUGGACUUGAAGAAUCAAUUAAUGCAGAUGUUGGUGUUCCUUUGAAUGAAGUUUCUAGCAAACAAGAAAAUCCUCAGGAAGAUGCUACUAAUCCUAUUCCAACCAUGAACAAAACCGGUACAUCGAAACUGGCGGGGAAAGCAGUUCACAGAACUAAUGAACACAAAACUCCCAAAGGAGAUAUCGACAAUCAAGAGAAAGUUUUCAAGAAGCCAGACAAGGUUCUUCCGUGUCCUCGGUGCAAUAGCUCGGAGACAAAGUUUUGCUAUUUCAACAAUUACAAUGUUAACCAACCAAGACAUUUUUGCAAAAAUUGUCAGAGGUAUUGGACAGCUGGUGGGACAAUUCGGAAUGUUCCUGUUGGAGCCGGUAAGCGCAGAGGUAAGCAUUCGCCUUUGCAGCACUGUCAAGUUUCUGUUACCCCCGAUGCAGUACCUGUUGUCAUACACACAGAUCUCAACCCUGCUACUGAUAAACAUAUUUCAUCUAGCAUAGUUCCUUCUGUGAACAUUCCGAGUCUUGGGGAGGAAGUUCCUCUUUGUGAAUCACUAGAAACUGUUUUAAAUCUGAAAAGCCAUAGAAAAAUUGAAAUGGAUUCUUCUACUGUCAAAGAGGAUAUUGACGAGGACCCUUCUGUGAUAGCCGCCGAAUUCGGGGAGAAAGAGUAUUCAGAAAAUGGAAUAGAGCAUGUUGGUUUGAUACAACAAUGCAAUGGCUUACUUCCUUUACAUUCACUUCAUUAUUAUACUGCUCCAUCAUGGACUUGUCAAUGGAAUCCAUGUUGGAAUGCUAUGUCAACUUCUUCAUAUUGGGGUUGCAUGCCGAAUUGGGCUGGCCGCCAAAUUGAAGAAUAUUCAUUUAAUGGCAUUCCAUCGCCUUCAUCUUCAGCUAGCAGUGGCACUUUCUCGGGUAAUAGGUCACCAACUUUAGGAAAACAUUGUAGAGAUGGAAGUACAUUAACAGAAGAUGACACAAUGAAGAAGAAUAUUUGGGUGCCUAAAACUAUCAGAAUCAAUGAUCCAGAAGAGGCUGCUAAGAGUUCUAUAUGGUCAACUUUGACAACAAAAUCUCAACAGAACAAACCUGUUAUGAAAGGAAGUGUUUUUAAAUCAUUUGAACCUAAGUCAAAUGCCAAAUCCCGUAAUUUAGACGAUAAUCAAAUUCUAAGAGCAAACCCUGCUGCUUUCUGUCGCUCGGGAUCUUUUCAGGAAAGCAUGUAGUUUUCUUUGUUUGAUUCCGAUUUUAUGUUGGAUGUAGCCUUUGUUGUUGGAUGAGGCAUUGAGGAUCUGUGCAAGUCCGUUGUUUGUCACGGCUAAUUCGAUGUUUAAGAAGAUAGCCAUGAUAAGAACAUUGAGGGAAUUUUAAGCUUAUGUGUUCUCUGAUCAAUAAGAAUUUCAAUUUUGUGACAAUAAUUGCUUCACGGUAAAGAUAAGACUUGUGAGUUCACAAUUGAAGUUCAUUACCAUGAUUCAUGAAUAAAGAGUAAUGGAAGUUGAUGAAUCCUGACUUUGACGUAUGAUGUUUGGUACUUCCAAGCAGUGGCAAUAAAGAUGUUAACUCCUUUGAGUUGUUUCUAUGCUUUAUUUAAUCUUCAUUUGUUUUAUCAUUAGCCAUUCGAUCUUAGCUUACAAGUCCGCGUGACCGCGUGCUAUGUAGCACCAAUCAGUUUCAUUUCUUAAAUUAUUAUGUGUCUAUCUGUGUGUGUUAUGUAUUCUAUUGCAUUCUGUGGACUCUGGUUGAUGAGUUAGUCAUAGCAUAGAGAAAAAUGCUCAGGCUUAUUUAUGUAGGUGUCUUUUAUACACAGGUAAAGUCAAACAUAGAAAUUUAUUUAAGUCA
This is a messenger RNA of Cicer arietinum (chickpea), 2125 nucleotides long. RefSeq names its product cyclic dof factor 2-like. Lineage: Eukaryota; Viridiplantae; Streptophyta; Magnoliopsida; Fabales; Fabaceae. Gene Ontology annotation, molecular function: DNA binding; DNA-binding transcription factor activity. Gene Ontology annotation, biological process: regulation of DNA-templated transcription. The record is from RefSeq and is a predicted model, not a curated record.